AUGGUUCUAAGGAUCGGAUAUGUCCGAGAACACUUCUGUUCUCCUCUUCUGCAGUUCGAAGCAGAAGAUAAGGGCUCGACGUUUACUCUCGUCGAGUGCCCCAGUGGCACAGGCCAACUGAUCUCCCGACUCACAAAGGAUGAAAUCGAUAUCGCAAUAGCUCUCACAGAUCCCUUGAUCGCAGGGAUCGCAAAGGGCUCCGAGGCGUACAAGCUCGUAGGGAGUUAUGUCACGUCACCACUCCGCUGGGCGGUCAUCACGGGCCACAAACCUUCUGCAUACAAUCAAAUCUCCGAUCUCCAAGGCAGCACAAUCGGUAUUUCAAGAAAUGGCAGCGGGAGUCAGACGAUGGCGUACGUCAUGGCGUUGCAACAGCGCUGGCCUACAAAUGAGCUCAAGUUCCAAGUCAAUAACGACAUUCGUGGCCUCAUUAACUCCGUGAACGACGGGACAACAAGCGCAUUCAUGUGGGAAUGGUUCACAACGAAGCCAUUUGCUGAUGCGGGGGAGUGUCGAUUCAUUGGUCAAGUCCCAACGCCAUGGCCCUCGUGGCUCAUUGCAGCGCACCCGACACGUGGAGAACCAGUUGCAGUACGCACGUUCCUCGACCAAUCUCUCGCGCCACAGGCCCGAGCAGGACCGAGCGUAAAGUUUGUGAUGGACACCUUUGGGUAUCCUGAAACAGGACGUCAAGUGCUGACGGUGCGUUUAUUUGUAAAGGAGUGGCUCGAUGCUGUGGAGUACCCUGAAGACUGCUCAACGAUACCGUGGAACGUCAUCACCGACACGUUGGGUGUCCUACAACAAGCCGGCGUGGUGGCCCCACCUGAAGGAGCUAUCAAGCGGGACCAAUUCAUAAACCUGGACGUCGUGACGCUCGUUUGACACGUGAACAAUCUUUACGACGAUCUUGAUUGGUUAAUUCCUUGAUACUUAUCGUAUCUGUAGAGAAGAAGGCCACGAUUGAAACACCUGAUGAAGUUCAAAUUACAGAUGAGCGGUAAUUAUAACACAUGCAUGCAAACACGGUCCGAGUCCUAAUUGAAAAACGUUCCGCAGCAUAGAAAAUUUGAGAGUGUGUGGUCGGUACUAUGGUACGUAGAUAAACGGGGGUAGCGCAGCGCUGAUCCAUGACAGUUACAUAUAGUCGAUAAAUAUCCAACCAAUGAGCGCCGUGAAAAAAGUCAGUAUGCAGAAAUGGAGCCAAUAUUAAUGCAGCGUCCGGCGUAGGAAUGAUGUAAAUGGCGAAUGCAGUACAAGUCAUGUUCUCUAAACAGCAAUAAAAGUCCUCAAGAUCGUAACAUAUGAAGGUCCAUUAACGAGUCCGAGAGAGGUUGUAGCGGUCUUACAAGUCU
Messenger RNA from Suillus subalutaceus, 1355 nucleotides. RefSeq names its product periplasmic binding protein-like II. The record is from RefSeq and is a predicted model, not a curated record. Lineage: Eukaryota; Fungi; Basidiomycota; Agaricomycetes; Boletales; Suillaceae. The transcript is spliced from 11 exons. Bases 1 to 885 code for a protein of 294 amino acids.